CGCAAAACCAAAAUUCCCUCUGUUUUUCGCAGCAUUACGUUUUUCAACGCGGCCGCGUAAAUAACAAAAAGCAGCGCGCGGAAAGAACAGCGGAGGAAUUUCAGUUGGAUGGGAAACGCCAAGCGGAGAAAAACGAGAAACCGAAGCACAGAGAACAGAAUCGAAAGACACAAAACGCUGAUCGAAAUCGUGAAUUAAACGAAAAACGAAAGAAGUUGGGAAAACUAAAGUUCAUACAAUGCGGAGGUGAACUGCGCUGGGUAAUUCAAUUAAAUCAUCUUUUGCGGACAACAAGGCGUCAAAUUCAAAAAAGAAAUGGUUGUAUUUUGUUGUUACGUGAACGUUGCGUUUUUGAAUUUAUGAAUCAAUUCCUUUUUGCAUCCCGCCGCGUCUUAUUUUACUCAUUUCUUUUUUUGCCACUUUUUUUUACUGUGUAUGUGCGAAGACAACAACAAAAAUAAUGGUAGCAGAAACAACCACAACAACAACGACAAAACAUAAACAACAACAGUAAACAGACUUAAAAUAUCGGCGGCAAGCGGCUAAAAAAUCAACUGUGCAAUUUAAAAAUAUAACCAAGUAUUAUAUAAAAAAAUAAUGCAAAAUUGGUCAAGUGUCGACGGCAAAAGUUGCUCAAUAUGAGCAAAAAAAGCAGCAACAACAACGACAGCAAUAUAGCUGCCUUACAACAACUACAGCAGAUGAAAAUUGGAAAAGUGCAACAAUACAAAUUAUCCAUAUAUAAAAUAAAAUCAAAAUAGCAAAAAAAAAUCCAGCCAAAAAAUUAAAAAUUUGAAAUAAUAAUUUUUUUCUCCCCUCCAAUUGCCUGGCAAUAUCUAAUUGUUUAUAUAUAUAUAUAUAUAGCAUUACCAUCUUCAUAUAUAUCUAUUAUAUAUGUAUUAUAUAUUUGUGUAUCUGUGUGUGUGUAUUUUCGUGUGCAUUCCAUCCAUUAAUUCUAUAACUCAAUCUAUGAAAAACUAAACGAAAAAAUUUAAUAAAACCGAAAAACACAUAAAAAUAAAUAAAAAAAAAAAAAAAACAAACAAAAAAUCGCAUGUAAAACGCGAAUAAAUAAAUAAAUAAAAAAUUUACAAUUUACAAACCAUUCCGUAAAACAAACGAAAAUAAUCUGAACCACAAAUCGUGCACCAAAAUGGCGGACAUCAUGCGUCCGCCGUACAGUGAGAUCAAACGGCCGGACGAAAUCGUCAGAAUGACAACCGCCGACAAUCUCAAGUUUGCCGUCCUCAUCGGCCUCAUCGAGGUUGGCCAGGUGACCAACCGGGAGGUGGUCAAUACCGUUCUGCAUUUGCUGGUCGGCGGUGAAUUCGACAUGGAAUUGAAUUUUGUGAUACAGGAUGCGCAGAAUAUCAAACAUAUGCUGGAGCUGCUGGAUCAUUGUCCGCCCAAUUUGCAGGCGGAGAUUUGGAGCGUAUUCAUUGCCAUCCUGCGCAAAAGCGUCCGCAACCUGCAGGCCUGCACCGAUGUCGGCCUCAUCGAGCAUGUCCUCGUCCGCCUGCAGCGCUCCGAAACGGUUGUGGCAGAUCUGCUCAUCGAGAUGCUGGGCGUGCUGGCCAGCUAUAGCAUAACGGUGAAGGAGCUGAAGCUGCUCUUCGGGACGAUGAAGGCCACCAAUGGCAAGUGGCCGCGUCACUCGGCCAAGCUGCUGAACGUCCUCCGGCAGAUGCCACAUCGCAACGGGCCGGAUGUGUUCUUCAGCUUUCCGGGCCGCAAGGGAUCGGCCAUGGUCCUGCCGCCGUUGGCCAAAUGGCCCUAUGAGAACGGAUUCACCUUCACCACCUGGUUCCGGCUGGAUCCUAUCAACUCGGUGAAUAUCGAGCGGGAGAAGCCCUAUCUCUACUGCUUCAAGACAUCGAAGGGUGUGGGCUAUACGGCGCAUUUUGUGGGCAAUUGCCUUGUCCUCACCUCGAUGAAGGUCAAGGGCAAGGGCUUUCAGCAUUGUGUCAAAUACGAAUUCCAGCCACGAAAGUGGUAUAUGAUUGCCAUAGUGUAUAUAUACAAUCGUUGGACGAAAAGCGAAAUCAAGUGCCUCGUUAAUGGACAGCUGGCCUCUUCAACUGAGAUGGCCUGGUUUGUUUCCACAAACGAUCCCUUUGACAAGUGCUACAUUGGAGCCACCCCCGAACUGGACGAGGAGCGAGUGUUCUGUGGCCAAAUGUCGGCUAUCUACCUUUUCAGCGAGGCGCUGACCACGCAGCAGAUCUGUGCGAUGCACCGCCUGGGUCCCGGCUACAAGUCGCAGUUCCGAUUCGACAACGAGUGCUAUCUAAAUCUGCCGGACAAUCACAAGCGGGUGAGUCACUUUCAACUUCUGCCAGCGACCUUGGGGGCGUCAUCACUGCCGGGCAGUGGAAGUGGGAGUGGCACCGGAAGCGGAGGCGGAGGCGAUGCAGCAGCAGCAGCGGCCGCUGUUGCAGCCGGGCAGCAACAACAGUUGCAGCUGCAGUUCCAAACGCUGGCCGCCGAGCAGGAGGCGCGGGCGAUCGAUUGGUCCGAUGAGAAGCUCGAUUUGAAUGCGGCCUUUGUGAAAAUUCGAGCGGUUCUAACCGCCCGCAAUGCGGUGACCUUGGCUGGGAGUAGUAGUAGCUCCACUGCAGUAGGCUCUGCAACAGCAGGAGGCGGAGGAGGAGGAACAGCUGCUGCAGCAGCAACAUCUGCGGCUGCCACAGAGAGUGAGGCAACAGCAGCAGCAGCAGCAGCGGUACAGCAGCAACAUGCAACAUCAACUGGCAAUGCGGACGAUCCGCUCGGCCAUUUGCCCACUGGAAAUGCUUCUUCUUUUGAGCAACUCCGCCGAAUGUCCAGUGUGAGCAGCUUGAACUCAAUGUCGGGGACCGCCGACACUGAGGAGGUCAACCAGCUGAAAGCUGUCCUGUACGAUGGCAAACUAUCGAAUGCCAUUGUGUUCAUGUACAAUCCGGUGGCCACCGAUGGUCAAUUGUGUCUGCAGUCGUCGCCCAAGGGAAACGUUUCAUAUUUCGUGCACACGCCGCAUGCGCUGAUGUUGCAGGAUGUAAAGGCCGUGGUCACGCACUCGAUACACUGCACCCUCAACUCGAUUGGCGGCAUCCAGGUGCUGUUCCCGCUCUUCUCGCAGCUGGACAUGGCCCACGAGGGCCUGGGCGACAUCAAGCGGGAUCCCACGCUGUGUUCCAAGCUGCUAGGCUUCAUCUGUGAACUGGUGGAAACAUCGCAGACGGUGCAGCAGCACAUGAUCCAGAACCGGGGCUUCCUGGUCAUCUCGUUCAUGCUGCAGCGCUCCUCCCGCGAACACCUGACCCUCGAGGUCCUGGGCUCCUUCCUGAACCUCACCAAGUAUCUGGUCACCUGCCUGUCGGCCAACAGCGAUCUGCUGCUCAAGCAGUUGUUCUGUUUCUCGUUUCUCACGUGGCAGCUGCUGGACCACGUGCUCUUCAACCCAGCCCUGUGGAUAUACACGCCCGCGAAUGUCCAGGCGCGACUGUACUCCUACCUGGCCACCGAGUUCCUCUCGGACACGCAGAUCUACAGCAACGUGAGGAGGGUCAGCACGGUCCUGCAGACGGUGCACACCCUCAAGUACUACUACUGGGUGGUCAAUCCGCGGGCCAAGAGCGGCAUCAUUCCCAAGGGACUGGAUGGACCUCGUCCGGCUCAAAAGGACAUCCUGGCCAUCCGCGCCUACAUCCUUCUGUUCCUCAAGCAGCUCAUCAUGAUCGGCAAUGGCGUGAAGGAGGACGAACUGCAGAGCAUUCUAAACUAUCUGACCACCAUGCACGAGGACGAGAACCUGCACGACGUGCUGCAAAUGCUCAUCUCGCUGAUGUCGGAGCACCCCAGCUCCAUGGUACCUGCCUUCGAUGUGAAGCACGGUGUGCGCAGCAUCUUCAAAUUGCUGGCGGCCGAAAGUCAGUUGAUUCGGCUGCAGGCCCUCAAAUUGCUGGGCUUCUUCCUCUCGCGGAGCACUCACAAACGCAAGUACGACGUGAUGUCGCCACACAAUCUGUACACACUGCUGGCAGAACGAUUGCUCCUCUACGAGGAGUCACUGUCCCUGCCCACCUACAAUGUUCUCUACGAGAUCAUGACGGAGCACAUCUCGCAGCAGAUUCUGUACACACGGCAUCCGGAACCGGAGAGUCACUACCGUCUGGAGAAUCCAAUGAUCCUCAAGGUGGUGGCCACCCUCAUUCGGCAGUCGAAGCAGACCGAGUCGCUGAUUGACGUGAAGAAGCUGUUCCUGCAGGACAUGACCCUGUUGUGCAACAGCAAUCGGGAGAACCGGCGCACCGUGCUCCAGAUGUCCGUGUGGCAGGAGUGGCUCAUUGCGAUGGCCUACAUCCAUCCGAAGAGCAGCGAGGAGCAGAAGAUCAGCGACAUGGUGUACUCGCUGUUCCGCAUGCUGCUCCAUCAUGCCAUCAAGCACGAGUACGGCGGCUGGCGUGUUUGGGUGGACACCCUGGCCAUUGUCCACUCGAAGGUGUCGUACGAGGAGUUCAAGCUGCAGUUUGCCCAGAUGUACGAGCACUACGAGCGCCAGCGCACCGACAACAUCACCGAUCCUGCCCUGCGUCAGGCCAGGCCGAUUAGUACGAUCAGUGGUUGGGAGCGCGAGGAGCAGCAGCAGAAUGGUGGUGGAUCAACUGGAGCAGCAGUGGCUUCCAAUCAAGGAGUAGCAGCAGCGGGCGCCGUUUCCAUUGCCUCGCUGGAGGAUGUGCCGCCGGUGGUCGAGGAGGAGGUGGAGGAGCUGGAGCUCGAGGAGGUGGAGAUCCAAGAGGGUCCCAUCAUCGAGGAGGCCGAACCCAAGUCCGUGAUAGCCAACAUUUCGGAUGUCUACAACGAGCAGAUCAAAACGAAUCAAGGCGCAUGCAAUGGCAAUCUGGAGGAGGUCAAGGAGGAGGAGGAUCCUGCAGAGGAACUGAAGCCGGAUGCCUCGCCUUUGGAAGCCCUCAGGGAAACGCUGCAGCUGGGCGAUGACAUGGAGGUGGAGGAACUGGAGCUGGCCACCGCCAAGGAUGCCCUCAAUGCCGAGCAGCAUGUGGCGCGAGUUCUUCAGGCCUCCGAGGCGGCGCUCAACGAUUGCAAAAUGGCUGUCGACGAUGUGCUGCAGGAGUCCUCGUCCGUUCUCAAGGACGAGGAGAUCGAGCUCGCCGUGAACGAGGUCGUUCAGGGAGUGCUUAAUAACGAAAAGAAAUCCCAGGCCGACAAGGAUAACAAGGAGCAGGAUGUUGUGAAUGUUAGCCUGCUGAACAGCAAGAAUCUGCUCAACAACAAUAAUAAUAAUAACAAUAAUAAUAGUCCAAGUGCCACGCCCAUAAUGCCCACGACGACGGAGGAGGCGGAAACGGAAAAGGAGGUCAAUGCCAAUGAGAUCGUGAGCAGCACACAGGAGCAGCCGCCCAAGGAGGAGACGAAAACGGAAGUGGAAACACCGGAAACGGCCAAGCCAAGCCCAAUAGAACCCAAUAGCCCCGUAGUAGCAACCAAUCAAAAGACUGAAGAUGCAGCCAACAAGCUGAACAACAACGAGAAGCUGGCCGAAAUUAUUGUGCAAGCCGAAGCUGAGCCAGAAGCUGAUCUUCUACAGCUUUCUGAUAACGAGGUCAAGACGGAAGAGGAAAAGGAAACGAAAGCGGAAACGGAAGUGGAAGCUGAGGAUCCAGUGGCCUUGGCCGUUAGGGAUAUCGUAGAGCAACUCAUCGACAAGGUGAUCGAUGCCACGGAAGCGGAAACUGCCAGUGAAAUCAAAACGGAGACAAAUAAUAAUGAACUACCCAAGGGGGAGAGUUCCCAGCCAGAGGAUUCCGAGGAUCUGGCCGCUGCAGCCGAGGAAAUUGUCCAUGAGGUGGUGGAAGCAGCUCUCGUUUUGGUCCAAGAGGAGGAUGCGCCAACCGAGGAAAAGGAGGAGGAAGCCAAGGCACCUGAAGAAGAUCAAAAGAAUAACCAAACCGAGGAAGCAACAAAUCAGGAAGUUACCACAGAACUACCCCAAAAUCAAGAGGAGCAAGUGGUGGCCAUUGUGAACCAAGUCCUGGACUCACUGGUCGAUGAUACCGUCAAGGCCGUGGCCGCCGAGCAAACCACCCAGACUUCGCCCGCUCCCGAGGAGCAGUCGCCAAAGAUUCUAACCAAGGAAGCCGCUGUGACGCCAGUGCGUGUGAAACCCACUGAGGUGGACUCCACCACCCAGACGACGCCGAAGAACGAGGCGGGCUCUAAUUUGAUGGUUGAGGAGGUGCAGCAAGUCCUCCAGGAGGAGGAGGCCCAAUCAGCCGGUGGCAUUGCCAUCGAAGAUGAAGAGUACGCAAGUCAGCAGACACAAUCGGAGGCCAACCAACUGGAGGCCAAUCAUUAUGGCCCCGGCAAUCCGGAACCCAAGCAACAGCAGCAGCAACAACAGCAGCAGCAGCAACAGCAGCGCUCCAAGUCCGGAUCCACACGACCCAUGUUCAGUCCGGGACCCACGCGUCCACCCUUCCGGAUACCGGAAUUCAAGUGGUCCUACAUCCACCAGAGACUGCUCAGCGAUGUGCUCUUCUCGCUGGAAACGGACAUCCAGGUGUGGCGCAGUCACUCCACCAAGAGCGUCCUCGACUUUGUCAACUCGAGUGAGAAUGCCAUCUUUGUGGUGAACACGGUGCAUCUGAUUUCGCAGCUGGCGGACAACCUGAUCAUCGCCUGCGGAGGACUGCUGCCCCUGCUGGCCAGCGCCACUUCACCCAAUUCCGAACUGGACGUGCUGGAGCCCACGCAGGGCAUGCCCUUGGAGGUGGCCGUGUCCUUCCUGCAGCGCCUGGUCAACAUGGCGGAUGUGCUGAUCUUUGCCACGUCCCUGAACUUCGGUGAGCUGGAGGCGGAGAAGAACAUGUCCAGUGGCGGCAUCCUGCGCCAGUGCCUUCGGUUGGUCUGCACCUGUGCGGUGAGGAACUGUUUGGAGUGCAAGGAGCGAACGCGCUACAAUGUGGGCGCCCUGGCGAGAGAUGUCCCGGGUGCGGCGCACCUGCAGGCGCUCAUCCGCGGUGCUCAGGCAUCGCCCAAGAACAUUGUCGAGUCAAUCACCGGUCAAUUAUCGCCCGUCAAGGAUCCCGAGAAGCUGCUCCAGGACAUGGACGUCAAUCGCCUGCGCGCCGUCAUUUAUCGCGAUGUGGAGGAGACAAAGCAGGCACAGUUCCUGUCGCUGGCGAUCGUCUACUUUAUAUCGGUCCUGAUGGUCUCCAAGUACCGCGACAUCCUGGAGCCGCCGGCAGAGCCGCAGAUCCAGCGUCAAUCGCCGGUGCUCCAGCGCACGGCAGGCGGCGAAGCCGCCAGUGCGCGUCCUUUGUUUCCCCAAUGGUCACAUCAUGUUUACCCGCAAUUCCUGCCCGAAUCGCACCAGAAUCACAAUAGCAACAUGCAACACCAGCAGCAGCAACAGCAGCAACACUACUACCAGCAACAGCAGCAGCAGCAGCAGCAACAGCAGGUUGCCCAUAAUCACAGUCACCAUCACAUGACUGCUGCUUACUACCAGCAGCAGCAGCAGCAGCAACAGCAGCAGCAGCAACAUCAGCAAGUUGCAGCUGGACAGCAGCAACACUCGCCCACUCCCUUGGCCACACACUCGACCAGCUCCUCGGCCAGCUCCACGGCCACAUCCCAGCCAGCUUCGAGCUCCUCGCUCUCCAGCUUGGCCUCCCAGAGUCAGCAGCAGUCGCAUCGCCAGUUGCACAAGCAGCAGCAGCAGCAACAUUACCAUCCACAUCAGCCGCACUACGGACUGAUCAAUGGCCACCAGCAACAUCAGCAGCUGAAUGGUAAGCACUAUGCGGAAAAUGGAUCCACGGCGGGCUACCAUCCCCACUCCCAUCCGCAUCCACAUCCGCAUGCUGGUUACUUACGAAAUGGAGAGUCUGCGGGACAGCAGAACGGCAUUUCCGACUACCAAACAGUGGGACUGAUGAAUGGCCAUGGAUCCAAUGCCAGCGGCAAUAAUAAUAAUUCCAGUCUGAUGAACAAUAUGCGAAACCUGAGGAACGGAGGAGGAGCAACUUCAUCAUCAUCGCCGGGAAACCAAGGAAUCUCUGGCAUACCCGGAAUACCUGCAACAACGGGCGUUGUUGCAAAUGCAAAUGCUGGUGUUGCUGGUGGUGUUGGUGGUGGUGUGGGCAUGGCAGGGGGCGUGGCAGGGGGCUUGGAUGGAGGCGUGGCCUACAAGACGAGCGCCAUAAAUAAUAAUUAUCGCUACAAUGGACGCAACGCAUCCGCUGGAACAGGUGGUCGUCAAAUCCAGGAUAGUGAUUAUGAAAUAAUCGUUGUCGAUGAGAACAAUCCAUCCGUUUUGGCCGAUAAUGAUUCACAUUCCAGUGGACCGCCGUCCAUAAAGGCCAACCAGACAACAACAACAACAACAACAGUAGCAACAACAGCUAUAACAACAACAACAACCCAUAUUAACAACAACAACACUAAGACAACAACAACAGCAAACGCUCCAACAACAACAACAAUUAAAAUUCAACAACAACCAUUGUCACCACCAAAGCCGUUGGUGCCACAAAAAUUGCCAAAGAGCGUCGAUUCGGAUGUGGGCUCCCUGAACAUGAACUCCACGGAGAACGAGGUGCCCGAGGUGGAGUCCUCCAGCGAGAUCCUCAUCGACGACCACAAGCCGAGUCACUCGAACGACGAGAGCUGGACGGAUGUGAAUCUCAACGAGGAUGCAGCCGUCCAGGCGGCCAGUGCCGGCAUGGUUGUGGGUCUAGUGGAUAAUGGUGGCAAUGCCAUAAGCGACAAGCAACAGCAGCAGCAGCAACAGCAACAGCAGCAGCAACAUGGAUCCCUUGGUCACUCGGAACGGGGUGAUAAGCCCGAUUCGGAGAUCUCGGUGGUCCGCGUGCCCGAUGGUUAUCCCAGUGCCGGGGUAGCCAAUCCGGGAGGACAGGUGGGUCAGGUGGGGCCGCCCAGCCAGCGUCCGCGUCCCGAGGAGCUGCCCAUGAAGCCGCCCGCUCUGGUGGCCCAACUACCGCUGACGACUCCCUCGCGCGAGGCGAGUCUCACCCAGAAACUGGAGAUUGCCUUGGGCCCAGUGUGUCCCCUGCUGCGCGAGAUCAUGGUGGACUUUGCCCCGUUCCUGUCCAAGACCCUCGUCGGUUCCCACGGCCAGGAGCUGCUGAUGGAGGGCAAGGGACUGACCACAUUCAAGAACUCCCAUUCGGUGGUUGAGCUGGUGAUGCUGCUGUGCUCGCAGGAGUGGCAGAACAGCCUGCAGAAGCACGCCGGCCUGGCCUUCAUCGAGCUGAUCAACGAGGGUCGCCUGCUCUCGCACGCCAUGAAGGAUCACAUUGUGCGAGUGGCCAACGAGGCGGAGUUCAUACUGAACAGGAUGCGAGCGGAUGAUGUGCUCAAACAUGCCGAUUUCGAGUCGCAGUGCGCCCAAACGCUCUUGGAGCGACGCGAGGAGGAGCGGAUGUGCGAUCACCUGAUCACCGCCGCCCGGCGAAGGGACAAUGUGAUUGCCAGCCGGCUGCUGGAGAAGGUGCGGAACAUAAUGUGCAAUCGCCAUGGGGCCUGGGGUGAUUCUAGUAGUAGUUUGAGUACCACUGGUGGCGGUGCAAUUGUGGGUGCUGUGCAGAAGAGUCCCUACUGGAAGCUGGAUGCCUGGGAGGAUGAUGCACGUCGUCGGAAGAGGAUGGUGCAGAAUCCCCGGGGAUCCUCGCAUCCACAGGCCACGCUGAAAGCGGCCCUGGAGAACGGAGGACCCGAAGAUGCCAUCCUGCAGACACGCGACGAGUUCCACACCCAGAUUGCCGUCUCGCGAGCGCAUCCUUCGUCGAAUCAGCACAAUGGCGAGCUGCUCGAUGAUGCCGAGCUGCUGAUCGAGGAUCGGGAAUUGGAUUUGGAUCUCACUGGCCCCGUGAACAUCAGCACCAAGGCGCGGCUGAUAGCUCCCGGUUUGGUGGCACCCGGCACCGUUUCGAUCACCAGCACAGAGAUGUUCUUCGAGGUGGACGAGGAGCACCCGGAGUUCCAGAAGAUCGACGGCGAGGUGCUCAAGUACUGCGAUCAUUUGCACGGCAAGUGGUACUUCUCCGAGGUGAGGGCCAUCUUCUCGCGACGCUAUCUCCUGCAGAACGUUGCCCUGGAGAUCUUCCUGGCCAGUCGCACCUCGAUCCUGUUCGCCUUUCCCGACCAGCACACCGUGAAGAAGGUGAUCAAGGCGCUGCCCCGCGUGGGCGUGGGCAUUAAGUAUGGGAUUCCGCAGACGCGUCGCGCCUCCAUGAUGUCGCCACGUCAGCUGAUGCGCAACUCCAACAUGACGCAGAAGUGGCAGCGUCGCGAGAUCAGCAACUUUGAGUAUCUCAUGUUCCUCAACACGAUCGCCGGACGGACGUACAACGAUUUGAAUCAGUAUCCCAUCUUUCCGUGGGUGCUGACCAACUACGAGUCGAAGGAUUUGGAUCUCAGUCUGCCCUCGAACUAUAGGGAUUUAUCCAAGCCCAUUGGGGCGUUGAAUCCCUCGAGGAGGGCGUACUUUGAGGAGCGCUACGAGAGCUGGGACAGCGAUACCAUACCGCCCUUCCACUACGGCACUCACUACUCGACGGCCGCCUUCACCCUCAAUUGGUUGGUGCGCGUGGAGCCCUUCACCACCAUGUUCCUGGCCCUGCAGGGCGGCAAGUUCGAUUAUCCCGAUAGGCUUUUCAGCUCGGUGUCGCUUUCGUGGAAGAACUGCCAGCGGGAUACGUCGGACGUGAAGGAGCUAAUACCCGAGUGGUACUUCCUGCCCGAGAUGUUCUACAAUGCGUCGGGCUAUCGGCUGGGCCAUCGCGAAGAUGGCGCUUUGGUCGACGACAUUGAACUGCCGCCGUGGGCCAAGAGUCCCGAGGAGUUCGUGCGCAUCAAUCGCAUGGCCCUCGAGUCGGAGUUCGUGUCCUGCCAGCUGCACCAGUGGAUCGACCUGAUCUUCGGCUACAAGCAGCGCGGCCCCGAGGCCAUCCGGGCCACCAAUGUGUUCUACUAUCUGACCUACGAGGGCAGCGUCGACCUGGACGGCGUCCUGGAUCCCGUGAUGCGCGAGGCCGUCGAGAAUCAAAUACGCAACUUUGGCCAGACGCCCAGCCAGCUGCUGAUGGAACCGCAUCCGCCGCGCAGCUCGGCCAUGCAUUUGUCCCCGAUGAUGUUCAGUGCGAUGCCCGAGGAUCUGUGCCAGAUGCUCAAGUUCUACCAGAACUCUCCGGUCAUCCACAUCUCGGCCAACACGUAUCCGCAGCUGUCGCUGCCCUCGGUGGUCACCGUGACCGCGGGCCACCAGUUCGCGGUGAACCGGUGGAACUGCAACUACACCGCCUCCGUCCAGAGUCCCAGCUACGCCGAGUCGCCGCAGUCGCCGGGAUCCAACCAGCCGCUGACCAUCGAUCCGGUUCUGGCUGUCCAUGGCACCAACAAUAACAGCAAUGCAGUCAGCCGGCGGCACUUGGGUGAUAAUUUCAGCCAAAUGCUCAAGAUCCGAUCGAACUGCUUUGUCACCACGGUGGACAGUCGGUUCCUAAUCGCCUGCGGAUUCUGGGACAACAGUUUCCGGGUCUUUGCCACCGAAACAGCGAAAAUCGUGCAAAUUGUGUUCGGGCACUUUGGCGUGGUGACGUGCAUGGCCCGUUCCGAGUGCAACAUCACCUCGGACUGCUACAUCGCCUCCGGAUCGGCGGACUGCACGGUGCUCCUGUGGCACUGGAACGCCCGCACCCAGAGCAUCGUGGGCGAGGGCGAUGUGCCCACUCCUCGGGCCACCUUAACUGGUCACGAGCAGGCGGUGACCUCGGUGGUGAUCAGUGCCGAGUUGGGUCUGGUUGUCUCCGGAUCUUCAAAUGGACCCGUACUGAUCCACACCACUUUCGGCGACCUCCUGCGCUCGCUGGAUCCGCCGGCGGAGUUCCACUCCCCGGAGCUAAUCACCAUGUCCCGCGAGGGCUUCAUUGUCAUUAACUACGACAAGGGCAAUGUGGCCGCCUACACCAUCAAUGGCAAGAAGCUGCGCCACGAGACGCACAACGACAAUCUGCAGUGCAUGCUGCUGUCGCGCGAUGGUGAAUACCUGAUGACCGCCGGCGAUCGCGGCAUCGUGGAGGUGUGGCGCACCUUCAACCUAGCACCACUUUAUGCCUUCCCCGCCUGCAACGCGGGCAUCCGAUCCUUGGCCCUCACCCACGAUCAGAAAUACCUUCUGGCCGGCCUCUCGACGGGCUCGAUCAUAGUAUUCCACAUCGACUUCAAUCGCUGGCACCACGAGUACCAGCAGCGCUACUAAGUUUGGGAACU
Messenger RNA from Drosophila takahashii, 12294 nucleotides. RefSeq names its product A kinase anchor protein rugose (gene rg). Gene Ontology annotation, molecular function: protein kinase binding. The record is from RefSeq and is a predicted model, not a curated record. Gene Ontology annotation, biological process: intracellular protein localization. Lineage: Eukaryota; Metazoa; Arthropoda; Insecta; Diptera; Drosophilidae. Gene Ontology annotation, cellular component: cytosol; membrane.